AUGGGAGCCAACGCUCGCGGACAGACGUACAUUGAUGUCUCCUCCGUGCUGGUGGCUCUUUCGACAGCGAUUGUGGCUGUUCGGAUCGCGGCACGAUGGAUCAAAUCGACACUGGGAUGGGAUGACUAUGUCAUUUGCAUAUCAAUUGUGCUUGCGUAUAGCAUGCUAGCAGAAGCCGUCUUUUGGGCCCGAGAUGGCGGACUAGGAAAACACAUGACAGACCUCAGUGAUGAGGAAAAGGUCACAUUCCAGAAAUGUUUCUUCGCCAACGAAAUCUCGUACACCCUCCUGGUCCCGUCUAUCAAAAUCUCCAUCCUCCUGCUCUACCGCCGCAUCUUCCCCGUUCGCAAAUUCCAAAUCGCCAGCUGGAUCGUCACCGGCCUCGUCUGCUCCUGGUGCCUCGCGGUCUUCCUAACCGUGUUAGUUCAAUGUCGACCGAUCUCGUUGAACUGGGAUAAGUCGCAGGAGGGGACGUGUCUCGACGCGAAGCAGUUCUUUUUCGGCAAUGCAAUUUCAAACCUGCUCAUCGACGUGGUAAUUUUGACGAUGCCGAUUCCAAUGGUCCUACAAUUGCAAUUGCGCACGUCGCAAAAGCUGACUAUUCUGGGUAUUUUUUUGCUCGGUGGAUUCGUCUGCGUCGCGAGCAUCAUGCGCGUCGUGACCCUCAAGAUCUUCCAAAACGAAGACACCUCCUGUACGCCCCUUUCCGUCCCUUCUCCCAGACUCCAUCUCUAA
This is a messenger RNA of Aspergillus steynii IBT 23096, 735 nucleotides long. RefSeq lists its product as uncharacterized. Lineage: Eukaryota; Fungi; Ascomycota; Eurotiomycetes; Eurotiales; Aspergillaceae. The transcript is spliced from 4 exons. Bases 1 to 735 code for a protein of 244 amino acids. The record is from RefSeq and is a predicted model, not a curated record.